Messenger RNA from Theileria parva strain Muguga, 618 nucleotides. RefSeq names its product Ribosomal protein S9/S16 (gene RpS16). Gene Ontology annotation, cellular component: cytosolic small ribosomal subunit; ribosome. Gene Ontology annotation, biological process: maturation of SSU-rRNA from tricistronic rRNA transcript (SSU-rRNA, 5.8S rRNA, LSU-rRNA); translation. The coding region runs from base 155 to 598 and encodes 147 amino acids. The transcript is spliced from 2 exons. Gene Ontology annotation, molecular function: structural constituent of ribosome; RNA binding. Lineage: Eukaryota; Apicomplexa; Aconoidasida; Piroplasmida; Theileriidae. The record is from RefSeq and is a predicted model, not a curated record.
GUUUAUUUAUUCUACUGAUUUUUGUUCAAUCCAUUGUGUUAUGAUAGAGAUGGGGCUUUAGCUUUUAUGGAAAUACUCAGUAAUUAUUUCCAAUUAAUUUUUAACACCAUAUAUACACUUAUAUUUUUUAUAAUUAAAUCAUAUUAAUCAAAGGAUGGUAUCGACUUCAUCUAAGAACCAGAAGGUUCAAACAUUCGGACGCAAGAAGCGCGCUGUAUGUGUCGCUUUAUGUACCAGCGGCACUGGAGUGGUCCGUGUAAAUGGAAGGCCUUUGGAUUUAUUAGAGCCGGUUACUCUACGCACAAAGGCUCUUGAGUCUCUUUAUAUAGUUGGUAAGAAGCGCUUGAGCAAGUUGGAUCUGAGGCUCCGUGUUCGUGGUGGUGGUUUUACAUCUCAGGUUUACGCAAUCAGGCAGGCUAUGUCCAAGGCUGUUGUCGCCUAUUAUCAGAAGUAUGUUGAUGAGGCCUCAAAGAAGAAGUUGGUGGACGAGCUCGUCAGCUACGACCGUUCACUCUUGAUCGCUGAUUCUCGCCGCUGCGAACCAAAGAAAUUCGGAGGUCCUGGCGCUCGUGCACGUUACCAGAAAUCUUAUCGUUAAUCUCUUUAUAAAUUGUCUAA